Messenger RNA from Siniperca chuatsi (mandarin fish), 1881 nucleotides. RefSeq names its product FKBP prolyl isomerase 1Ab (gene fkbp1ab). NCBI's taxonomy places the organism in Eukaryota, Metazoa, Chordata, Actinopteri, Centrarchiformes, Sinipercidae. The record is from RefSeq and is a predicted model, not a curated record. Gene Ontology annotation, molecular function: peptidyl-prolyl cis-trans isomerase activity. The coding region runs from base 117 to 443 and encodes 108 amino acids. The transcript is spliced from 5 exons.
GAGAGAGAGAGAGAGAGAGAGAGAGAGAGACAGCUGAGACAUCCGCCGGAGGAGCAGACAGACAGACUGCGGGAGUGUUGCCGGGUGCACGGACAGCUCCAGGACACACGGCUGAAAUGGGAGUCGAAAUCGAGACUAUAACCCCGGGCGACGGAAGGACUUUCCCCAAAAAAGGACAGACGUGUGUGGUGCAUUAUGUUGGCUCCCUGACAGACGGACGUAAGUUUGACUCAUCUCGUGAUAGGGACAAGCCUUUCAGGUUCAAGAUCGGCAAGCAGGAAGUGAUCCGAGGCUGGGAAGAGGGUGUAGUGCAGAUGAGUGUUGGUCAAAGGGCGAAGCUGACCUGCUCACCUGACUACGCUUAUGGAAACAAAGGCCACCCGGGCAUCAUUCCUCCUAACGCCACCCUCAUCUUUGACGUUGAGCUGCUGGGUCUGGAAUGAAACAAAUUCACUGCCUAUUUUUUGUUUUGUUUUGUGUGACUUCCUACCUGGGUGACCUGGAGAGAAGCUAGGAGAGUCUGCACUUGAUUCUAUAAGAGGCUCGAGUCUAUAGUUCCACAACUUAUUUCAUCAAACUAUGACAGUUUGUUUUAUUUUAUCUCUGUGACUGAGUGAAUUAUAUUUUUCCAUCAUAUUCUUCCUCCUAAAAACUAUGGGCCAUAACCUUACAAACCUCCAUGUUCUUAAUCUUGAAUCUUUUUUUGAAUUGCUCUUUACUUUUCUUUGUGUUUGGUUGUGCAUGGUUUCGCUGAGAAGUACAAAAUACCAAUGAAUCACUAGCAGCGACAUUUAGUAUUAUAAUGUUUGAGAGCUGGUGCUUGUUUUAUUACAGAAACAAAAAAGUGUAGAAAAGCAAAAUGAAAAGCACACAUUUGUAUCCCUAUCCAGCUUUAAAUCAGAACAAAUGAAAUGAGUUUCUGUUAGAGAGAUAAAGCUUAGUGUUGAAUUUAGUGGCUACCUGUAGUGAAAUGUGAAGUCAUGGGAGGCCUUAAUGGUGCAACACAGGAACGGAGUUUGAUACAUAAAAUGCCCAUUUCUCUAUAGUACCACUGUGUUUUCUUUUUCAUUUAAAUUGUGAACCGGCGUGUGAGCUAGAGAGGGGUAAUUGGCGCAAGGGAGAACCAAUCACAUGUAGAUAGUUCUAAUGUGUGCCUAAAUAUUCUCUCCAGGCACGUGGUUACUACCUUGCCCUGUCUGCAUGUUUUAGGCCCAGGGGAAACCCUAGUAUGUACAUGUUGAAAGCUUUGCAUCCGAUUUAAAUUAUUAUUGCCUUCUCAUCUCGCCAAGUCUUUAAACCCCAUUUAAAGCCAUACACAGGUUGAACACUGCGAAGACAGGAUUUGCGUUGAUGCACAUGAAUUGGAGUUUGUUAUUUUCUUCUUAGAAAAAAGGGGAAAUGCUUGAAAUUUACAAAAGGGGGUUGAGGAAUCAAUCAAAUUGUGGCCUCCCCCAACCUUAUUUUGUGUAACAACUACAAUCAUGUAUUUUUCAGAUGCCAACUUUCUAUUUCUGAGAAUCAACAAAGCUAAUGUGUAACCUAUGAUGGAAGAUAAUGUUUUUUCUUUGUUUGUUUUGCCAGUGUCAGUAAAGUACCACACUGCCUAACUGAAGUCUGUGUUGUGGUAGAAAAAAAAAAUGCUGACACACAGGCAUCCUAGUGGUUUUGUAUCUCAAAUAAGUAGUUUUAAAUGGAGUUUAAAUGAAGGAAUAUGCUGCCUGGCUGUCAGAUAUUGACCGUGGCUGUCGAUGUUACAUAUUGGCCAAGCUGCAACUGGUGUGGCAGCAGUCCACCUCUGUACUGUGUAGUUAUUUGCUGAUACGUUACUGUAUGCAGGCUAAACCAAUGAUGAGAUAUUUAAAAUAAAAGAAGUGCUCUCCA